AUGAGUUUCUGGCACUCUCUGAAUCUCACGCCUCGGUACCAGAAUUGUAGAUUGCCGCGGCGCUCUAACAUUUGGUUUUUGGCUCAGCCUGCUGUUGCCACUACCAUUCUCUUCUCUUCAGAUCAGGUUGUUGUUUCUGAUUGUACUUGGCAGAAUCUUUGUUUUCGGGUUGCGGUUAUUCAUGGGGCCAAUGAUGCGGUUCUCAGAAGGAACCUCUGGGCUAGGGGUGGAUCGGUACGAUUCAUCGAUGACACGGGUUUUCUGGAGCCCUCCUCCUCGGGUCUGCAAUUUUCCUGGUCGGGCAGAAGGUUUUUACCCAAUCAUGUGGAAACUCUUCUGGAUAGAGCUCUUAUUUCUUUUUCUUUUGAUAAUCUUUGGGAUUCUGUUAAUUCUCAUGUGUUGCCAAGGCUUACGUCGGACCAUUCGGCCAUUGUGCUUCAAUGCAAAUCUCGUUUGGCUCCUGGAAAAAGGCCGUUCCGGUUCCAGCAUAUGUGGGUGGGCCACGCUGGUUUUCUUGAUCUAGUGCGGGACUCCUGGGAUGCCGUGGCCAACACUCCUUGCCCGAUCUUUAAGGUUAUGAUAAAGUUGAAAAGAUUAAAGAGUGUGCUAAGGGAAUGGAACAGAACUACCUUUGGCAACCUUGAUGCUAAGUUAGCUGAAGCUCAGGAGGAGCUCGCUUCUGUUCAGGCGCGUAUUUCAAGGGAGGGCUACACGGAUGAUAACUUUGAUGAGGAAGUAACUAAGCAAGCUGCUAUAAACACGAUGCUUACCAGAAAGAACGUACAACUUCAGCAGCAAAGUCGGGUCAAUUGGCUUCAAGAUGGUGAUAGAAACACGGCUUUUUUCCAUAAGGCGCUUCGGAAUAGGAAUUCGGGUCUGGUUAUUAGUCACCUCAACAUUGCGGGUGACAUGGUUUAUGAGCAGUCAGCUAUUGAGCGUCACAUUGUGGAGCAUUUUACUGCUCUUUUUUCGCAAGGAGCUGCCACCAAUGUGGAUUUGGUUGAUUUGGAAGCCAACAUCGACAUGCAGGUCAACGAGGCACAUAAUAGGGGCUUGAUUGAUAUUCCUUCUGAUGAGGAAAUCUCGGCUACUGUUCACAGCAUGGAGGCUUCCAGCGCUCCGGGGCCGGAUGGGUUCUCGGGGGUGUUCUUUCAUCACUGUUGGGAUAUCAUUAAGGAAGAUAUAAUCCGUGCUGUGCGUUGUUUCUUUCUAAACUCUUAUCUCCCCGAUGGUUGCAAUGCUAAUACUCUUGUGCUGAUUCCUAAGGCGGAGGCGGUGUCUUCGGUCUCUGACCUCAGGCCGAUCAUCCUUUCGAAUUUCUUCUUUAAAAUCAUCUCUAAAGUUUUGGCGGUCAGGCUCAACAGAGUUGCUUCUGAUAUUGUUUCCCAGAAUCAAUUUUGGCUUUAUCAGCGGUCGGUCUAUCCAUGA
This is a messenger RNA of Salvia miltiorrhiza (redroot sage), 1428 nucleotides long. RefSeq lists its product as uncharacterized. Lineage: Eukaryota; Viridiplantae; Streptophyta; Magnoliopsida; Lamiales; Lamiaceae. The record is from RefSeq and is a predicted model, not a curated record. The transcript has 2 exons. Bases 1 to 1428 code for a protein of 475 amino acids.